Messenger RNA from Oncorhynchus masou masou (cherry salmon), 1862 nucleotides. RefSeq lists its product as uncharacterized. Bases 110 to 1387 code for a protein of 425 amino acids. The record is from RefSeq and is a predicted model, not a curated record. Gene Ontology annotation, molecular function: coenzyme A diphosphatase activity. The transcript is spliced from 5 exons. Lineage: Eukaryota; Metazoa; Chordata; Actinopteri; Salmoniformes; Salmonidae.
UCUACCGCUAUGUAAUAUUUAUUUGAGUUGUUUAGGGAGGUGCACCGGGGAUUUCAUUAACCUCCGUUUCUUACCGGACCGGGAAUAAGAUUGGGAUCCUUGUGAUAUAAUGUUCAGGAGUCCACAGAUUCUGGCCUUGACAUGCCCUGUCAGGACCCACAGACCCCUGCAGCUGUCUGGCAGAGACCCCAACGUUCCUGCCCUACCUGAGCUCGCCUGUCAGAGGUGGCCUGGACCCAAAACAGGGAGAAGUCUCUGUCAGGGGGAUGGAGGGGAGGAGGCAGUAUCCCUCUCUUCAGCCAUUUCUUCACAACUUGUUCGCAGAGGCACCUCCUGUUGUGGGAGUUGUCUCCUAAAUGCUGCACCUCAACACACAGCCAACCGUCCUCAAUUGUCUCAGGACUCUAGCUUUGUUUCUUUGAAACGUACACCACGACUGCCGGUGCUUGUAGCAUGUGACCCUUGGAAAACCACUUUAUUGGAACAUUUGGGCAAUUCUAAAGUCCCUGAAUGUUUUAGUGACCUCAAGUGCCUUCUACAAAGGAGGCAAACUGACAAUGGUAGCCAAUGUUUAUCUGCUGAGGAGAAGGUGAACGUCACAUUCAGUGUUAAAAGUAAUAGUUACAGUCCUGUUCAAAGUGGCAAGGACAUUUUUCACAGACUGCUUGCGUCCACACCCAAACUGUGGACUGUGGAUCCCCAGAGAAGCCUUUCACUCCAGAGCCGCGGCCUGCACCAGGCAACUGCCUCCUGCCCAGUGGGUGCUCUGAGGGAGUGCCUUUCAUUGGUGAACGAGGCACGUUGCCGUCAGAGCCUGGGGCCUAACGUGGCUCUUUAUGAGAAGGACGUCUGGGGGAAGAGGGGGUCCAGUGAGGCCCAGGGGAAGUGGGCAUCCGUGCUGGUCUCUCUUUGCUCUGUGGAGGGAGAGCCCGCCUUCCUCUUCACCCUCAGAUCCACAGCUCUGAAGGGCAGACACAAGGGUGAUGUCAGUUUUGCAGGGGGCAAGCGUGACCCCUCGGACAAGGACGUUGUGGACACCGCCCUGCGAGAAGCUGGUGAGGAACUGGGUGUCACUGUGGCAACAAACCAAGUUUGGGGCGUGCUGAAACCACUCAGGGAUAUGUCUGGAAUGAUGAUAGCCCCUGUACUGGCCAACCUCGGGCCCCUGGAGGCGCUGUCGUUCAAGCCAAAUCCUGCCGAGGUAGAAGAGAUCUUCACCCUGUCGGUCUCCCACGUAUGCAGCCCACAGAAUCGGGGAUACACCAACUUCCGUACCGGUGAGCGAUAUGGAUACACCUUGCCUGUGAUCCGCAACGGGAAGCACCGCGUGUGGGGACUCACUGCCGUAGCCCUCGAACACACGCUCAAACUCAUCAUGCCACCAUGACAACCAAUCAUGCCAGCCAUCAAUACUGUUUUUUUUUUUGUAAAGUAUUUGUGAUGAUAGAAUAAUUAAUUAUUUGUUUCAUAUGUAAAAUCAUUGGGGGUUAGAGCUCAAUUGAUGACUUCUUAUAGUCAAUGUAUCCCUUAUAACCAACAGUACAUGUCAGAAGUGAUAUAUUGAAUAUAUGAGAUAUCAGGUAGGGUCAUGUAAGGAACAAUCACCUUCCAUGUCAAAGCCACUGGAUUGUAAUAUCACUGUAUUUUAUAAUACUGACAUAAUAAUCUGCAGUACUCCCUCAGUCAUUCACUAACCUUAUGAAAGCAACUCGCAGUGUUUCGGGUGUGUCAGAAAAUGUUUGCUGAUUCUAUCCUUUUUUUAAAUGUUAUUUCCAUAGACUUCUGGACAAGAUCAAUUGUUAUUUUAUGACAUACAGACAGAAAUAAAUAUAUUGCAACAAAUGUGCAUUUGAUGUACAACA